AUGCCGAAUCAAAUGGAAUUAUAUUUGAUCGUCCCAGGACUUAUGAUUAACAGAGGAUCACUGUUGCUGAUUUUUGUUUUUCCGUUUCGUAGUUUCACCUCAGAUAGAGUUCGUGGAGACAUAGGACUAGCUGGGAUUAAGGAGUUGUGGAUAAUUAGGCAUGGGAGGUGUGGAAAGGUGAUGGGCAAUGAUGAUGAUGGUUCUCCUGAGGAUGAGGAUAAGUCCCAACAGCGUUAUCUUUAUUAUGUGAUAGAGCUGGCUACCUUUGUGCAGAUUGCCAAAACCCGAGGAGUAACGGUUGGAGUUGCUCCCUCGUUUAGAAGUGCGGAACGCGCCGAGAAACGUAAGGAGUACUAUACGAAGCUGGAGCAAAGACACCAAGCUCUAGAAGCAGAGAAGAUGGAAGCCAAAAUGAGGACCAUGGAGGAGGAAGAAGCAGCCUUAAAACAGUUUCGAAAGAACCUGUUUGUUAAAGCACACCCUGUUCCGAGCUUUUACCGUGAAGGGCCUCCACCAAAGUCUGAACCUAAAAAGAUACCCGUGACUCGUGCUAAAUCACCAAAGUUAACUCGGAGAAGGAGCUGCGACGAUUCAUGCCAUACGUACACGGAAGAUAAGGGCUCGUGCUCACGAACCACAACCAGAAGAGCACGCAGCACUACUCCGAAUCCAGUUAGAAACAAGUAA
Cynara cardunculus var. scolymus (artichoke) is the source of this 687-nucleotide messenger RNA. Its product is annotated as protein WAVE-DAMPENED 2-like. Bases 1 to 687 code for a protein of 228 amino acids. The record is from RefSeq and is a predicted model, not a curated record. Gene Ontology annotation, biological process: microtubule cytoskeleton organization. The transcript is spliced from 6 exons. Lineage: Eukaryota; Viridiplantae; Streptophyta; Magnoliopsida; Asterales; Asteraceae. Gene Ontology annotation, molecular function: microtubule binding.